GUUAUAUUGUGCUACGGUUGAAUCACCAUAGGAUAGGAUAAAGUGUGGCACUGUCAACCUACCGAGUAUCUCCGCUCGGCAAUUCGAGGCAUCCUCGCGGAGAUUCACGUCAUGCAGGACGCCUAACCACAUCCUCUCGCAUACAGCCUGCUGCAGGUCUAUUCACAACUUAACAGCAAAAAUGUAUAUCUCAAUUGGAACUUUCUCCCUGGCCAUCCGCGCUACAGGAGUUUUCCGUCCCUUUCCCUCUUUUUCAUGCUGUGGUUCAUUCAGAAAACGUCAUGGCGGAUAAAUCUUCCAGCACCAUCUCUCAGCAGUCAUCCGGGAAGGAGGCAGCCGCCCUGAAGAGAGCUCCAGAGACUCCUCGGUCUCGGGAUCACAUUGCUGAUUGGAAAUGGAAAGGCAGUCUCGCGGCUGUCAUGCUAACAACGGUUAUCAAUGGAUAUGAUGUGAGCAACGUGGCCAACAUCCAGCCACGUCUGUACGAGGCCUUCGGUGACAUUGAACUCCUUCCAUGGAUCGGCCUGUCUUUCAGCUUGGCCGUCUUUGCCUUCCUAUCCUUUUCUCGGAAGAUUCUAUACUGUUUCGACAUGCAAUGGAUCUAUAUCAUCAGUAUUAUCGUUUUCAUGGCCGGGGCAGCCGUGGCGGGAGCGGCCCAUAAUCUAGCCACUGUUAUUGUUGGGCGGACAAUCAUGGGUGUGGGCGGUUCUGUCAUUUAUCAAAGCAAUUUGACUUUUGUCGCUGUAUUCGCCACUCCAGCAGAGACACCACGUCUCUUCGGACUCUUGGGUGCAUUAUGGGCCGUAGGCCUUGUCAUCGGCGGCCCGAUCGGGUCAGCUCUCGCCUCCAACAGUCACACAACCUGGCGAUGGGCCUUCUACAUGAACCUUCCAUGGGCUGGCCUCGUCCUUGUCAUGGCUUUCAUCUGCAUGCCUAGCAAAUACCUAGGGCCGGACAUCCCGGUAUGGUCCCGCAUCGCACGAAUCGAUCCUAUUGGCAUUACGAUGAACAUCGCCGUGCCGGCUCUAUUCUGCAUCGCAUUGGAGUUUUCCGGACCUGUCUGGGACUGGGGCUCUGGUUCAUCCAUCGCGGUGUGGGUAGUCUUCGGUGUGUUGCUUGUCGCCUGGAUCGUCCAACAAUGUUGGUGCAUCGGAACAACUCCCAACGAACGUGCGAUUCCCGUCCACCUGUUCCGUCGCCUCGAUCUAGUGCCGCUGUGGAUUGCAUCCGGAUGCGCGGGCGCAUCAUACGCUGGCACGUUGUACUACACCCCUCUAUUCUUCGCCUUCGCUCGCGGCCACAGCCCUUUACAACAGACCGUCCGACUUCUUCCAUUCGUUAUCGUCUUCAUAGCAGUUGUCCUGUUAGUCGGCGGGCUCCUACCCCUGUUCGGCCGCUACAACAUAAUCUACAUCAUCGCAGGCAUGGCCACCGUGGCGGGAGCAGGCGCCAUGGCCGCAACACUCAGUCCUACUGUCCCAGAGUCCCAGGUGUUAGGCCUAGAAGCUCUGAUUGGAGUGGGACUAGGCUGCUCAUACCAGCAUGGUGUUGGCAUCUCAAAUGUGAUCAACAAAGAUCCACGUGAUAAGGUUGACAGUGUUGUCAUGUUCAAUUUAGCGCAGAUGGGCGGUAUUACUGUUAUUCUUUCGAUAGCAGGCUCGAUCUUUCAGAAUGUGGGGUUCCAUUUGCUGAAGGAUGCGAUUGGGGGUAAUGGGUUCUCCGAAGAGGAUCUACGACAGGCGCUGGCCGGUGUGUCGUCUGUUGUGUGGGAAUCUGAGGAUCCGGAUGUGCUUGCUCGUGGGGUUGAGGCCGUUGCUGACGUUCUUGCUCGAGAGUACUAUUUGGUUGUUGCUGGUGGGGCACUUUGUUUAGUGUGUGGGCUGGUGAUGAGGUGGGAGAAGUUGGAAUAUGGGAGAGGGAAGGCGUCUGAGGCUUGAGGAUGGAACAAUGGGGCAUGUACUGGAAGUGCGCCGUGUGUUGCAGGUCUGGGUGGGCUGGUUCUGUAUAGCAUUAAUGGUUACUUAUAGUAUAUAACCCUCGCUACUACUCGUUCC
Molecule: messenger RNA, 2054 nt
Organism: Aspergillus caelatus
Lineage: Eukaryota; Fungi; Ascomycota; Eurotiomycetes; Eurotiales; Aspergillaceae
Product: major facilitator superfamily domain-containing protein
Exons: 3
Coding region: 282-1937 (551 amino acids)
Biological process (GO): transmembrane transport
Molecular function (GO): transmembrane transporter activity
Source: RefSeq, a predicted model, not a curated record